AUGCCUCUAUCAUCGGAUCAAACCAUUGCAAUCGUUUUCGGUGUCAUCGGUGCCGUACCGGCAGCUGUUGCUGUUUAUCAAACCACAAUCUACGUCCGGAGCAAGAUCCGAGAGAUGAGGAAGUACGCACAGCAUACCCACCAUGACGAAGAAGCAGGCAUUGUCAUGGCCCUCCUACGCUCGCCUGGACAAGCCUUGCCCGCAGUUGCGGUUCCGAAGCACAACGACACAGAGGAGAUUCCUGAGGUGCACAUCGGAAGUAGGCAGAACCUUGCCCGGAGCUCUUCUCCCUUCGAUGCGCAAUAG
Coniosporium apollinis CBS 100218 is the source of this 306-nucleotide messenger RNA. RefSeq lists its product as uncharacterized. The record is from RefSeq and is a predicted model, not a curated record. NCBI's taxonomy places the organism in Eukaryota, Fungi, Ascomycota, Dothideomycetes. The coding region runs from base 1 to 306 and encodes 101 amino acids. The transcript has 2 exons.